Molecule: messenger RNA, 1861 nt
Organism: Leptosomus discolor (cuckoo roller)
Lineage: Eukaryota; Metazoa; Chordata; Aves; Leptosomiformes; Leptosomidae
Source: RefSeq, a predicted model, not a curated record
GGGGAGGACUGACCCUAGAUAUUUGGGGUUUCCCCCCAUUUCCCCAUACGCUCUUCUUCCCGAUGCUUCUGGGGGACAGGAGAGCUGUGCUGGUGAGUGUUCCCCCCCAUCACUGUCCUUUCCCGGUGCCCACCUGGUGCCACGGUGCCCAGCAGUCACGCUGCUCCCCUCCUCCCCAGCCCUGGGGCGGGGUGACGGGUACCACCAGUGCUGCAAGAUGGUGGAGUUGGAGGAACAAGGUGACGGGACCCUCAGCCCUGACUUGCCCCGGCACUGCCUGGAGCUGGGGUGCUCCAGCAGCUCUGCUUGCGCCUGCCUGCGGGAGCACCGGCUCAGGUAGCAGGCAGGGAUGGCUGUGGUGGGGUUUGGGGGCUCAGUCCCCACAUCCACUGGUCCCACAGCCCUCCUGCCCUGCAGGAUGCUGCAGUCAGGGGGGCCAGUACUUCGCAGUGGGCUGGCUGGGCUGAAGGUGCUGCUCCUGAAAAUCAGCAGGGCUGUCACCCACGAUGUCCUCAUCACCUUUUCCCCCUCUCAGGGCCCUAGGAUGCCGAACAUGACAGAGAAGGGGAAAGCAGGCAGAAACCAGCUCCCCAGGGAGAUAUUCUGGUCCCUGAGCAGCCAGACAGCAUGUGUGGUGGUGAGAGUCCUCAACAUCCAGCAGCUUGGCAUGUUCAAGGAGGUCAACCAGACAGGGCAGGUCCUGGACAACACUCUGGUGGGCAUCACGGUGGGAGAGACAAGAAUCUCUGGGCUGCAGGACCCUGUGCAGCUCGCCUUCGCCCGUGGGCAGCUGGCGCAGGGUGUCACCCCACAAUGCGUAUUCUGGGAUCCCAGCAAAGGGCAGGCAGGAGGCUGGAGCGGCAGAGGAUGUGUCACACAGCCCAGGGACAAGGAGACAGUCUGCUCCUGCGACCAUCUCACCUUCUUCACCCUUCUCCUGAAUCCAGCUCUGGACAGGCCCACGGCACAAGCCUUGAUGGCUGCUGGCUGCAGGGUAGCCAUGGCUUUCUCCAUCUUCACCAUCACCUUCUGCAUCUAAGGUAGGAUGUGCCAGUUCAGGUCCAAGGAGACCCUCCACAUCAACUUGGGGCUGCACGCAAACCUCAUUGGCAGCCUGCUCCUCCUCAACCUGGCCUUCCUGCUCAACAGCGGAGUCUCCAGUGGGAUCCAGACAGGGACCUGCAAGGUCCUAGGAGGGCUCACCCACUACUGCCUGCUCUGCUGCUUCACCUAGAUGGUGCUGGAGGGCUGUCACCUCUACCUCCUCUUCGUCAAGGUCUUCGCAACGUACAUCCACUACUACCUGGCGAAGCUGUGCCUGGUGAGAAUCACCAGCCCGGUCAGGUUGAGGGGAGGAUGGGGCUUCCCUGCUCUUGUGGUGGGGGUGGCAGGAGCCAUCGACAGCUACGGAGAAUACAACAUCCAGACCAUGGACCACCAGGUCAUAGCCCAGCUGUGCUGGAUCACUUCCAAACAUCUCCUGGUCCACUACAUCACCAACUGUGGCUACUUCAGCCUCAUCUUUCUCUUCAACAUGGCUGUCUUCGGGGUGGUGAUCCAGAAGAGCUGCUGCCUGCAGGGCAUGAGGGCAGCGCAGAGAGACCGCAAGGCCUGGAAGGUGGCUCUGCUGGCAGUGGGGCUCUCCUGCUUGCUGGGAGCCACCUGGGCCCUGGCAUUCCUCACCCAUGGCACCUCCUCUGCGCCCAUGCUCUACCUCUUCACCAUCCUCAACUCUCUCCAAGGAAUCAUCAUAUUCAUCUGGCUGGUCAUCCUCUACUACCUGAAGACAAAGGAGACCACUGGCUGCCUCUCCCACAUCAUGACACAAAACGACAAAACUGCCACAGUGUCCCAGGACUAG